AUGAAAAACAAAGUCUACUUGUUGCUGGACGAGAAAUUAUUUAAACUGAAGGAGCUAUACUUUUGUCUCAUUUGUUCAAAAAUAAAGAAUGAAUAUAAUCUGAAACAGGAAAUUGAAUACUACUUUUGCAAUGGCUGUACCCAAAUAUACACAAAAAGCGAGUCGGCAAUUUAUUCCUAUGAAUGUUUGCGUUGUUUCAAAUGCCCCUGUUGCUUUAGCUGCUUGACGAUCUCACAUAAAUGGUUGGGUAAACCAGUUAACAAGGUAUGCACACUAGAACCACUGAACAAAGGGGGAAAGGAGGAUAGCUGUUGGGAUAAUAAUAAUGAAGGGACAAAUAGUGACCUGUGUGAAAAGUUAACCCCAAAUGGUGAAAAUCAUGUGCAGGGCGCGUCGAACGGUACAUUUUUGUCAAAUAAUAGGAAAAAAUCAAGCGAUGAGAAAAUUUCUUUCGAAGGGCAUAGCGCAUUAGGUACGGAUGACGAAAAUGACAUACAAGAGGGGAGGAACAAAGUGGGCAGCAAGUUGUACGCCUUUUUAAAAAGGGGGAGGAAUGUGUUUUAUUUCAAGUGCCCCUACUGCUUAUGGUCCUCCAUCACCUCGAUGUAUAAUACCAAGUUAGACGAAUUAAUUGGCGACAUGAUACUAUCAGAAAGGAACUGCGUUUAUAAACGCUAUUUCCAAAUGGUGCUAGACGAGCUGAUAAGAAGCAAUGAACAGUUAAAGGAGAAGAGAAACAUUAAAAGAACAAACCAACAUGCCGCUUUGCAUAAGGUAGGGAAAUUAAAGUCCAUCCACGAGCUGAACAAUUACAUGGAAGCAUUUGGUACUAUGAGGAAGGAUUGCUCAUUGGAGAAGCUAACAGGUGGACCAGCAGAAAGUGCUGAGGUGCAUGAAGAGGCAGAAAGCACGCUCAUAUGUAAGUCUAAAAUGAAGGUGGACAAAAUGAGUCUGAAAGAUAUCCUAAAUGGGAAACAUAUUAAAAAUCGAGAAAUAUGUCGAGACAUUUUUGAGCUCGAAAAUGAACACGUGCAAUAUUUAGAUCCGGUGGAAUAUUUGUCGCAUGGUCAGUUACCGGAGGUAGUGAAGCGCUGCGAAGGAAGGAACGGCCUCGUAGGGGAUGAUCACCCCAGUGGGGGGAACCAAUAUGCGGGCACAGGUGAAGCACUUCCAAAGCAGCAAACAAGGGAAGAGUUAAGAAUACAGACCAAUGGUAACCUCCUCAUUCACGCAAAGAAUGACCUAUCAAUUAGACACAUACAGGAUUACCCGUACAAUUAUUAUAAAGGCAUUAAUGCAUUGCACCCCCUGAGAAUGAAACUAAUAAACAAGAAAUCCAAGCGGUGCAAUACGUGCAAGCAGUACAUAUUGAAGCUUCACAGUUCUAAUGUGUCUUCAUCCUUUCGAUUGGAUAAUAAUGCAAUGAAAUUUAUCCCCACAAUAUAUAUUAAUGACUUUAGAUUAGUGAAGAGAAAAAAUGGAAUUUUAAAUUUCGUUUUAGUAAACCCACUUGACUCAGAAAUGAACAUAAAAGUAGUCCCCGACAUAGAAAAUAAUUUUGUAAAAAAUUUGAAUGGGAGUAAAAUACCGAUCAAUUGCAAAACCAGAGCUGCUUCCUUUGAGUUUACGAUGGACACAUAUGACGAAAUUAUAGAUGAACUGCUAAAUGAAGAAAAAAAUGACAUCAAAGAUGUUUUCACGCGUGAAUAUAUUAUUGUAAAAAAACAGAAUAACAUGGCCUUAAUAAUUAUUAGUUUCUUUUACACAGAUGAGGAGGAUGUUGUUCGUGCCGAAUUAUAUUCAGAAAAAAACAAACCAAGAGAUAGCCCUCAGACGGGGGAUCCAGAUAACGAUUUAUCCGCUGAUCAGGUGAGGAAACUAAAUUUCCCCCUAACUUUGGAGUGUUCAUUUUCAGACAAAUCGAAGAAGGUACACAAAAUAAAGCUAAAUCUUCUCUUCACCAAUAACAUUAGUUUGCGCCCCUUUCGCCAUUAUGCAUUGCGUGACUGCGAUUAG
Plasmodium fragile is the source of this 2016-nucleotide messenger RNA. RefSeq lists its product as uncharacterized. The transcript has a single exon. Gene Ontology annotation, cellular component: dynactin complex. The coding region runs from base 1 to 2016 and encodes 671 amino acids. NCBI's taxonomy places the organism in Eukaryota, Apicomplexa, Aconoidasida, Haemosporida, Plasmodiidae. The record is from RefSeq and is a predicted model, not a curated record.